AAGGAAAUUUGGCUUUCAACGUAAAAAUAACUUCAUUUCUCUUCAUGUUAGCGAAAAUCUUGAGGUGGGUCUGAGGGGAAAAAAAAAACUGAGAAAAAAACACAAAGUUUGAUUCUUUUUUGGAGAAAAUGGGAAAUGAGAAGGAGGUGCCAUUGCUGGAGAAAGUUUACUUUGAGAAUUGCCCAGGUUGCAGGAUUGAUCAGAAGAAGAAUGCAAAUACUGGAUUGCCUUAUAAAGAGUUCUUCUAUGUGUGGAUAAUCACUCUGGCGACCGGUUUACCAAUAUCCUCAUUAUUUCCCUUCUUGUACUUCAUGAUAAGGGACUUGCGUAUUGCCAAGAAAGUGGAAGAUAUCGGGUUUUAUGCAGGUUUUGUAGGUGCUGCAUUUAUGUUUGGGAGAGCUUUGACUUCUGUAUUUUGGGGAAUAGUGGCAGAUAGAUGGGGAAGAAAACCUGUUAUCAUAAUUGGCCUCAUUUCGUUGGUUAUAUUCAACACACUCUUUGGAUUAAGUGUAAAUUAUUGGAUGGCAAUAGCUACAAGAUUUCUUCUUGGAGCUUUCAAUGGUUUGCUUGGCCCGAUAAAAGCAUAUGCUGCUGAGGUUUGCCAGCCAGAACAUCAAUCUAUUGCGCUAUCACUAGUCAGCACAGCAUGGGGCAUUGGUCUGAUUAUUGGUCCAUCUGUUGGAGGAUUCUUUGCACAGCCUGCUGAGAAAUUUCCAUCAAUCUUUUCUGAAGAUUCCUUUCUUGGGAGGUUCCCUUACUUCUUGCCUUGCGUGUGUAUAUCACUCUUUGCCUUUGGAGUACUUAUAGCAUGUUAUUGGCUUCCGGAAACAUUGCACAAUCAUCCUGAAAACAGAACAGCAGAUGCAAAAAUUGAUUCUACUAUGAGAGAGAAGGACGAAGAAGCUGAAGGAAGAUUUCCACCUCAUAAGGAAAACCUUCUUCUGAAUUGGCCACUAAUGUCAUCUAUCAUCGUAUAUUGUGUUUUCUCCUUUCACAACAUGGCUUAUAGUGAGAUAUUUUCUCUAUGGGCUGAGAGUGACAGAAAGUUUGGAGGAUUAAGUUUUUCGUCUGAGAAUGUUGGUGAGAUUCUUGCAAUUUCAGGUUUCAGUCUUCUAGUGUCUCAAAUAUUUCUUUAUCCACCAGCAGAGAGAAUCCUGGGCCCCAUAAAUUUAGCACGCAUUGCAGCGGUUCUAAGCAUACCAUUACUUGCAUGUUACCCCUUUAUGGCAAAUUUAUCAGGACUUGUGCUUACAAUAGUAGUGAAUUCUGCAUCCUUAUUGAAGAGUGUUCUCUCUACAACUAUCAUUACAGGGACAUUCAUUUUGCAAAAUAAUGCGGUGCCUCAACAUCAAAGAGGAGCUGCAAAUGGUAUUUCAAUGACUGCAAUGUCUUUCUUCAAAUCCGUGGCUCCAGCGGCUGCAGGUGCUAUAUUUUCAUGGGCACAAAGGCGACAAAAUUCUGCUUUCUUACCAGGCGAUCAAAUGGUCUUCUUCAUAUUGAAUCUCAUACAGUUACUCGGCUUCAUCAUGACCUUCAGACCCUUUCUAGUAACAAAUAGUUGAGACUAAUAUCAGCACAAUAUAUAACAUAUACUAUAGAGAUCAACAAGAUGAAGAAAUGAAGAUUCAACUGAAACAUGCUUAAUUAAACGCAAGCCCAGGGCCAGUGAACUGCUGUACCAUUUUGCUCCAUUUCCCCCCCUCAGAGCUCAGAGUACUGACCUUCAAGCGAAAUUUUUCCAUCUGUUGUGUACAUCAGUGUAUUACUUAUUUUUGAUUCAGUAAGGCAAUCAACCAUUAUCAUCAAUUGUAUCAUCACUGUUGUCGUUAUCGCUGGUCUUCCUUUGGCAAGCAUUUUCGGUCAAUGAAAUGCUAGCAUUGAGAUUAUCUGCAAACAUUUGAGUUUCUAUGCUCUUGGUAUAAUUAUCCUCUCCUCGUUCGUAUUUAGACAAGGUUGUGGUAAUAUACUUAAGGCUCUCUAUUUUCUCUUGAAUAAAGUGGUCUUUUGGCCAAAUAAAUUUUAUA
Molecule: messenger RNA, 2024 nt
Organism: Asparagus officinalis (garden asparagus)
Lineage: Eukaryota; Viridiplantae; Streptophyta; Magnoliopsida; Asparagales; Asparagaceae
Product: protein ZINC INDUCED FACILITATOR-LIKE 1-like
Exons: 17
Coding region: 129-1562 (477 amino acids)
Biological process (GO): transmembrane transport
Molecular function (GO): transmembrane transporter activity
Source: RefSeq, a predicted model, not a curated record